AUGCCUUCACGGCGCAUUGCUCGCAGCGCUUCGCUCUGCGCCACGCGCCUCGGCCGCACCGCGAUCGUCAUGGUGGCAGCGGCGGCGCUCCUGGCACAGCUGCAGCCGGCCAGCGCCGAGGGCGCCCUGCCUCCGUGGCUCGCGCCGCUGCUGCACCCGCUCAGCUUCCUGCGGCCCGGCGGCAGCAGCGCGGCAGCGGCGCCGCGGGCCGCGGCCGUCCCCACCACGUCAAGUCCAGAGCUUGACCAGCGGCCGCCGCCAGCCCCCUCGGCAGUCGAGCUUGACCGCCCCGCCGCCGCCACCGCCCUCGCCGUCGGCUCCGCGGCCGGCUGGCGGGCCUUCGACCUCUCCACCGGCGCGCAGCUGCCCGCGGCCCGCGUGCCGAGCGGCAAGCGAGCGUGGAGCGCCGGCAACGUGCGCGUUGGGCCCGGCGGCGCGGAGCUCUUGCUGGCCACGUUUUUUGGGGACCCCUUCUCUACCCGCAACUUCAAAGGCGCCAUCGAGGCGCUCCGCACGUCGGGCUCCGGCAACCUCCGCCGCUUCAGCAAGCUGCACCCGAAUUUCGACCUGCGGCGGCCCGCUGACCUGGCGUGGGUCGAUGCCGCGGUGCCGUCCGCGCUCGGCGGCGGCGGCGGCGGCGUGCGGCGGCAGCUGAUAGUGGCGGCAGUCGGGAACGACGCGCUGCCGGCGUACGACGCGGAGACGGGGCGGCUGCUGUAUGGCCCCAUCAGCCUCGCGCUGGACCGCGCGGGCCGCAUCCUCUAUGUCGCCACCCAGGGUUCCUGGUGCAGCGACAGCAGCAUCUCCUUCCCGCCCCACCUCAGAUCUGCGCUGCUCGCGGUGCCGCUGAGCAGCGGGCGGCCCGAGCUCGUCGCCACAAUCCCAUCGGGCGCGGCCGGCCGCUUCCGGGGGCUCGCGUGGGUGCCCGCGCGUGCGCUCACGCCGCCGGCCGCGGCAAAGGGCGCGCUCGCCGCGGCCGGCGCGAACGCGUCUGCGUCAUCGGCGGCGGCGCCGCCGGCGCCCCGCAAUGCGUCGGCGGUAGGCACCAAGGCGGCGGCCGUGGCGGCGGACAACGAGCUGCUCGUGGUUUCGGAUUCUGUGGGGAAGCUUCGCUGGUACUCCCCCGCCACCGGCGCCCUGCUCAAGACGGCGGACGCGGCUGCCGGCGUCCCCGGGGCCAAGGCGGGCGCCCCGGCGGCGCUGUCGUUUGGGCAGCUGCGGGCGCGCGGCGGGUUCAUAUACGUGGCAGCCUCGGAGGCGGCCGGCGGGAAGCGCGGCUACGUGCUGCGCUUUACAGCGGCGGGCGCGCCGGCGGGGCGGGACGGCAAGGGCACAUCGCCGGUCUGGAUUGGGCCGGUGGAGGGGAUGAAGCAAGUAAAUGGCUUGGCCAUCCUUUAG
Monoraphidium neglectum is the source of this 1398-nucleotide messenger RNA. RefSeq lists its product as hypothetical. NCBI's taxonomy places the organism in Eukaryota, Viridiplantae, Chlorophyta, Chlorophyceae, Sphaeropleales, Selenastraceae. The record is from RefSeq and is a predicted model, not a curated record. The coding region runs from base 1 to 1398 and encodes 465 amino acids. The transcript has 2 exons.